GCGCGCCAUCCUCCCCCUCCCUCCUUCCCUCCCUCCCUCCUUCCUCCCUUCCCUCUCCCUCCCCCCUCCCCUGCCGGUGGAUGGGAGUGAAGGACGGAAGAGGCCCUGCGGAGGCGGCGGGGCAGCGCUCCGGUGGAAUGAACCUUACUUGUUGAAUUAUCUCCUGGUUACUGGCUGAAUUUACUUGUAAAAGAAUUGUUUUCCACUGCAUGUAAGCCACUUAGUGGCAUAUUUAAUUAUAAGUCCAGGGAUCACGAAGCUUUUUGAUUUCCCAAAGGAGGGACAUACCACUAUCAAAUAAGCUUGACAUCACAGCCAAAAUGGUGCUGUCCCAGAGACAACGAGAUGAACUAAAUCGAGCUAUAGCAGAUUAUCUUCGUUCAAAUGGCUAUGAAGAGGCAUAUUCUGUUUUUAAAAAGGAAGCUGAAUUAGAUAUGAAUGAAGAAUUAGAUAAGAAGUAUGCUGGUCUUUUGGAGAAAAAAUGGACAUCCGUUAUUAGAUUACAAAAGAAGGUUAUGGAAUUAGAAUCAAAGCUAAAUGAAGCAAAAGAAGAAUUUACGUCGGGUGGACCUCUUGGUCAGAAACGAGACCCAAAAGAAUGGAUUCCCCGUCCACCAGAAAAAUAUGCGUUGAGUGGUCAUAGGAGUCCAGUCACUCGAGUCAUUUUCCAUCCUGUGUUCAGUGUUAUGGUCUCUGCUUCAGAGGAUGCUACAAUAAAGGUGUGGGAUUACGAGACUGGAGAUUUUGAACGAACGCUUAAGGGACACACAGACUCUGUACAGGACAUUUCAUUCGACCAUAGUGGCAAGCUUCUGGCUUCCUGUUCUGCAGAUAUGACCAUUAAACUAUGGGAUUUUCAGGGCUUUGAAUGCAUCAGAACCAUGCACGGCCACGACCACAAUGUUUCCUCAGUAGCCAUCAUGCCCAAUGGAGAUCACAUAGUGUCUGCCUCAAGGGAUAAAACUAUAAAAAUGUGGGAAGUGCAAACUGGCUACUGUGUGAAGACAUUCACGGGACAUAGAGAAUGGGUACGUAUGGUACGGCCAAAUCAGGAUGGCACUCUGAUAGCCAGCUGUUCCAAUGACCAGACUGUGCGUGUAUGGGUCGUAGCAACAAAGGAAUGCAAGGCCGAGCUUCGAGAACAUGAGCAUGUGGUAGAAUGCAUUUCCUGGGCUCCAGAAAGCUCAUAUUCUUCCAUCUCUGAAGCAACAGGAUCUGAGACUAAAAAAAGUGGCAAACCUGGGCCAUUCUUGCUGUCUGGAUCCAGAGACAAGACUAUUAAGAUGUGGGAUGUCAGUACUGGCAUGUGCCUUAUGACCCUGGUGGGUCAUGAUAACUGGGUACGUGGAGUUCUGUUCCAUUCUGGGGGAAAGUUUAUUUUGAGUUGUGCUGAUGACAAGACCCUACGUGUAUGGGAUUACAAGAACAAGCGAUGCAUGAAGACCCUCAAUGCGCAUGAACACUUUGUUACCUCUUUGGAUUUCCACAAGACGGCACCCUAUGUGGUUACUGGCAGUGUAGAUCAAACAGUAAAGGUGUGGGAGUGCCGUUGAUUGAGUCUCAUUUGGCCCCUCCUCCCUGUUCCUCUGGAUGCACUCUGAUGAUACCAUGGUUACCCCAUUGAGCUCUGUUUAAAUAAAUAUUGUCCUUUCAUGUAAAUUAUUCUGGAUGUAGAUUGAGCUUAUUAAAUGUUACACACAAAGUAUUCAUGCAUGGUGAAUCCAAAUUGUAUACUGUAAAUUUACAUACGUUGUCUAGAAGUACCAUAGGGUUUUAAAACCUGGGCUGGCAUUGGUCACACCAGGCCGAAGAAGGCAGAAGUUAAAUAAAUUGAACUAGGGCACUAAACUGAAUAGUUGACAGUGUCAUUUUAUGUUGGAUUAUUAAUUUCUGUUUUUCUUUCUGCUAUCUGUUGGUGCCUGACUUGAUGGCCUCAUUUGGGGGAAAGUGGUGGUUAUUAGGGCUUUUUCUGAAAUGUGUAUCUAUGUAACAUCACUUAAGUGUGCUUAAUACAUCUUCUUUAAGGAUGUUAGAUAAUAAGGCUACAAAUCAAAAUCUUCUGAACCAUCUAUGUAAUUAAUGGGGGUUACAUAUUGAAAUUUUUGUCAUGACACAUUUGCCAAAUCAAUACGAUACAUUCAUUUUGGCAGCCUAUUAAGGAAAGGCUAGUGGUAUAUUUAUGUAAAGAAAAUGACUGUAAAUCGCAAACAAGAAACAUCUCAGCGGUUAAAAGCAAAUCAUUUAUUUCACGUGGUCUUGAUGCUUUGUAAACAGGUUUAAAAAAAAAAAAAAAACACUGUCAUACUCUAAGCUUCUAUUUUCCACACUAGACAUACUUCUAGUUGUAUUCUCCAUACUAUUAGACUGUAUAGUGAUGUGACUUCCAAGUAGAAUUUAAUCUUCCCAUUGAGUGUGUCAUGGUACAAAUCACUAUUUGUUUUGAUGUUUUUUAGGGAUGUGCAAUGUGCAUUACAUAAUGACAGAGAAAUACUGAAAAGGUUAUCUAUGCCCAUUUUAAAAGAGUGGGAUAAUAACAGCAGUUUGUUUUUCAACAUGAAUCUGAUACUGAUUUGAAGUGCGUUUCACUUACAAGUUUUAAAAAUGACAGGGUUUUAUGGAGCGUGCAUAAAAAUGUCCUGUGUUUUCAGCUUUUGUUUAUAUAUAAUUGUCUGUAAGUAUAUGGGCCUAUCUAUAAGUGGAUAAGUCUGUAUAAAUAUAUCUCACACAUACAACCUCCAUGUCCUUGGGUCCUGGGUUUUUGAAGACGUGCUAAAAUGUACAAGUAGAAUAAAUCUUGCUGUGGAAUACCAUGCUUUAGAACAAACCCUUUUUGAUCCUGAUACUUCUGAAAACUAGGUCUGACUCUGGGGAUUUUUCUCAACUAAAGGAAAAUCACUUCCGUUAUAGCCCCUCUAAUUUGGCCGUUCAGCAUUUUACACAUCCCUGAUACGUUGUAUAUUUUGUUCCAGAGUUACUGCAAGUAGGUUUAAGAGAAUUUUUAUCCAUGAUUUUCGGAACACUGUUUCUUGUUGAUUAUUAAUAAAAACAAAAAUUCCAUUGCUUAUCUAACCAACAGGUUUUUUUUGUUUUAAAGCUAACAGAACAAUGAAAUAACAAUGACAGUUUAGCACAGAUAAAUUUAUUCUGAAUUGCCUUUUAUUCAUUUGUGUAAUAUGUGAUUUUUAAAAAAUGUCCCUUUUAGUAUUUAAUGGAAAUUUGGUUCUUGAAAAAGACAAAGGGUGAGAGUUAACGUCCUGUAGAUACACAUGCAGGGAAUAGGCCAUGUAUUAACUAGAAGCAGCUUUAUGUCUAGCUUAUGUCUCUUUUUUUGUUUGCUUGUUUGUUUUUAAUAAUUCCUGAGAGAUAUCUCUGGGAAGGAAAGUGUUUUGAGAACUAAUGGCUAUUUUUGAGGACAAAAAUUGCAUUUUAAGCUAAUUUCUUAAACACAGAAGAUUAACUUUCAGGACAGUAUCACCUCAUGACCCUGCUUACAUUGAGAAGUUUUGUUUGUUUGUUUGUUUGGUUUUUUUCCCACUUAGCUGUUCUGACUGGAUUUUUCUACAGAAGCUAUGGAAAAUAUCUUUGUUCUCAUUUGCUGCUAUUUCCUGUCCUGUUUUGAGAAAUAUAAAUACAUAGAAAUGGUGCAUCUUAACAUUUGUUUGUACAUGUAUGAAUGUCUUGUAUUUUAAUUCAUUUUUAGCAUGUAGCAACACAAAUUGAGGGUAAGCCACAACAUCUAAAAAUCACUCAUAGACAUGAACAAUAAAGGAAAAAAUGGUACCGAUGUAGUGGGAAGCAGAGCAGCUAUCUGCUGGGUCUCUUCCCCUGCGGCACACAGUGACUUUCUUGACAAAGGAGGAGAAGCGAUUACUCUGUAAACAAAGUUAUCCUUACUUGGGAGAUUGCCACAGCCUGCUGCUUAGUUGAGUUACCAGACAUCUUCCAUUUAAGAAGCAGCGAACAUUGAAUCUCAGGGAUGGUCCACAACUGGAUCCAAAUGUAACGAGCCCUGUUGGAAUAAUGAAGGGGGGUGGGGGAGAGCGAUCCAUCUACAAUCUGGAAUCAUAUUUUCAAAGGUUUCCUGCACUGUUGCUUGACACUGCCCUGUUGAUGCCCUUUCUUACUCUGUGUUCUCUGUUUUCUCUGUCUGCUGUCUAACCCUGUGCCUUGCCUGGGAUAAGGACAAUGAUGAGGUUACUGGUUUGGAUUGUAAGUAGAGGACUUUAUUAAUUGGUUUAGAGGUUCACUGCUGCUUUGUCACUUAAUCAGAUUGGCCACUUAUUUAAGAAAUAAAAAGCUGGUAGAAUUGCAUCCUCAGAUGAUGGUUGACUUUUUGUGUGUGUGAUAACAGACAUUCCAGUGCCACCCUGACAUAAUGUGCCCAAGAAAUCCUAGCCGCACUCUUGAGAGUACAAGCCACGGAAACUGGCUAAGACUUCGCUUGGAGAAUAGUUGCUUUUCGACAUGGCAUCUUGCACUUUAGGAGACUAAGACCGUCCUGUUUUGUCAUGUGUGGUGUGACCAAUGGUGUGCCCAGAGCACUACUCUAACAGUCCCUAGUGUUAGCGAGGCGUCCCGGCCGGGGAGCGCUCACUGUAGUCUUUUGGAAGCUUCGACUCUAGACUCACCAAGCCCAGUCUCCUUGCUGUCAGUACCCUGCUCUCCUGUUUGCCUCUUUCUGUUUCUAUGUAAACUUCCAGGUAAUAUCACUCA
Tupaia belangeri chinensis (Chinese tree shrew) is the source of this 4713-nucleotide messenger RNA. RefSeq names its product platelet activating factor acetylhydrolase 1b regulatory subunit 1 (gene PAFAH1B1). The record is from RefSeq and is a predicted model, not a curated record. The transcript has 11 exons. Gene Ontology annotation, molecular function: protein binding. Lineage: Eukaryota; Metazoa; Chordata; Mammalia; Scandentia; Tupaiidae. The coding region runs from base 321 to 1553 and encodes 410 amino acids.